Molecule: messenger RNA, 1311 nt
Organism: Teleopsis dalmanni
Lineage: Eukaryota; Metazoa; Arthropoda; Insecta; Diptera; Diopsidae
Product: protein sym1-like
Exons: 4
Coding region: 738-1295 (185 amino acids)
Cellular component (GO): cytoplasm; membrane
Source: RefSeq, a predicted model, not a curated record
UUUGCACGCGCAACACAAUGGGCUGCUGUUAGCACCCAUUUUGGAUUAAGUAAUGUGGCACCACAAGAAUGACGCACACCGCGUCGUAGAGAAACCUAUUUUUUAAUUUCAUAAUUAUAAGUCCAAUGACAGAACCUCUAAUCAUUUUUAAAGUUAAAGCUCCAAAAUUCCUACAGAAGCAUUUGUAUUUAUUUAUGUUGUAGUACUAACUCUUACCAUAAAAGGAAAUUCACCAUCCUUUGCAUCAGUGCCAUUAACUAUCUUCCCAUCACGUGCCAAUACCUUCCCAUGCUCACUAAAAACACCCAAAACGAACAUGAAGAGUAAAUAAUUAACCGUAGCCAUGUAAACUAGUGCAGUUUAAUUUCAAUUCUGUUAUAAUGAAUGAAACUUACUAACUCUUUUAUAACUCGACUUACCAUAUACAUAUAACUGUGGGGUGCCUAUCUGAUAAGCCGUUCAGCAUUCAAUCAAAUUUAACCUUACAAAAAUUAUAUACCCAACACGCAUUUGGUAACGAUGGGGGUUCUAAUUUACAUGUAUGAAUUUUUUCCUUUAGCAACGAAAACCCCAACUCGGUGAUAAAGUUCAAAAUCAAGGUCUUUGUUUUGAUAAUAUAGAUACGAAGUUUAGCAAAACACAAUUGAGUUAUAUCUUUUUUACAAGGCAUUUACUGAGUUAGCUAUUUCUUUAUCAAUAUUAGUAUUUAUGCAAAUAUAAAAAUUUUUCUUAAAAAAAUGUCUCAACUAUUACAAAAUAUGAAAGUAUUGUUGGGGAAAUAUCCCGUGGUGCGGGGUAUGAUAUCUUACAGUCUUAUAUGGCCAACGAGUAGCGUAAUACAACAGACUAUCGAAGGGAAAAGAUGGGGUGAAUAUGACUGGUGGAGAGUUUUGCGUUUCAGUUUAUAUGGUGGCCUAUUUGUAGCACCUACUCUAUAUAGUUGGAUUAAAGUAUCUAGUGCUAUGUGGCCUGAAUCUACUAUAAUGGCAGGAGUGUGUAAAGCUGCCGUUGAGCAAAUAUCCUAUACCCCUGCUGCCAUGACUUGCUUUUAUUUCAUUAUGAGCCUGCUGGAAAGGAAAACUAUAAGAGAUGCAGCAGCAGAAGUUAGUAAAAAGUUUUUACCAACUUUUAAAGUUGCGCUCUGUGUUUGGCCCAUUGUUGCAACGAUAAAUUUUACUCUUAUUCCCGAACGCAAUCGAGUACCGUUUAUUAGUGUCUGUAGUUUAAUCUGGACUUGUUUUCUGGCAUAUAUGAAACAUUUAGAACAUCAUCAGAUAAAUGGAAAUGAAUAUUAAUUAAACCAUUUUGUUU